This is a messenger RNA of Dovyalis caffra, 2055 nucleotides long. Lineage: Eukaryota; Viridiplantae; Streptophyta; Magnoliopsida; Malpighiales; Salicaceae. The record is from the annotation of a GenBank genome assembly.
AUGGAUGAAGAAGCAGUGGUGAAAUUUGUGGAGACAUAUUUGAAGAAGAAAGGAUUCAAGCAAGCAGAGCUCGCUUUCCAUGAAGAAAUCCAACAACAGCAGAAGCAGCAACAAAGUAACAGCAGUAAUGCUAUCAAUAUCCAGUCGGAUCCUGAUCUCUCUUCUCUCCUUCACUCCCUCUCUCAACCAGAGGAUAGUCCAGCACGUUACCAAGAUGAGUAUGGUAGACUAAGGACGUGGGCUUAUAGUUCGCUUGAUUUGUACAGGCAUGAGUUGCUUCGAGUUCUUUAUCCAGUGUUUGUCCAUUGCUAUAUGGAUAUUGUUGCUAAAGGGCAUAUCGCAGAGGCAAGAAAUUUUUUUAAUAGCUUCUGUGAAGAUCAUGAGAUGAUGCAUUCGCGAGACCUUCAAAAGUUGGAAGGAGUUCUUUCUCCCUCGCAUCUGGAGGAGAUGGAAUUUGCUCAUACUCUUAGGCAGAGCAAAGUCAACAUCAAGAUAUGUCAGUACUCCAAUGAGCUCCUGAUGCAGUAUCUUCGGAAGUCAAAAUCCACUAUAAUACUUGGGAUUAUCAAUGAGCAUAUUAACUUCCAAGUUUCUCCUGGACAGCCCAUCUCAAUUUCAGAUGAUCCUGAUGCUGUUACGUUGAUUGUAAGCAGCCAGGAUGCAGCUAAUCAGAUAAAUAAAAAGAAAUACAUUGGGGGUUCUAUUGCUUUUUUGCUUGAAGAUUCUUUAGAAGAACGCUUGGAGAAAACAGGGGGUUUCCUCUCGGAUUCUGAAAAGACAGAAGGAGAAACCAAAGAUGGGGACAUGGAAGAGAACAAGAAAAGAUCAAUUGAUGGUGGAAAGCAAGGUGCUUCAAUCAAAAAGUCAAAAAAGGAUAAAGCUGCUAGUGCAACAGCUAAAGUUGUUCGUACUGAGGCCAAUACAGUACCUGCAGCACCCCGAGUCAAACCUGAGCUUCCUUUGCCAGUAAUGCCAACUGAGGUGGAACAGUCUAUUCUCGAGGACUUGAGAAACCGUGUACAGUUGAGUAGUGCGACACUGCCAUCUGUUAGCUUUUAUACCUUUAUCAACACGCAUAACGGUUUAAACUGUUCUUCAAUAUCUCAUGAUGGAUCCUUGGUUGCUGGUGGAUUCUCAGACUCCUCACUGAAGGUUUGGGACAUGGCAAAGCUGGGACAGCAAGCUGGUAAUUCUAUUUUGCAGGGUGAAAAUGAUACUGCUCCAAGCGAACAUGUCCUGGGACCAAACAGUGGCAAGAGAUCUUAUACAUUGUUUCAGGGUCAUUCAGCUCCGGUUCAUUCAGCCACUUUUAGCCCUCUUGGGGAUUUUAUUUUGUCUUCUUCAGCAGAUACGACAGUUCGAUUAUGGAGUACAAAACUCAAUGCAAAUCUUGUUUGCUACAAGGGCCAUAAUUACCCUGUAUGGGAUGUUCAGUUCAGUCCUGUGGGACAUUAUUUUGCCAGUGCUUCACAUGAUCGCACGGCCAGGAUUUGGUCAAUGGAUAGGAUACAGCCUUUGAGGAUAAUGGCAGGUCACUUGUCUGAUGUCGAUUGUGUGCAAUGGCAUGCCAACUGCAACUACAUAGCCACUGGCUCCAGUGACAAAACAGUUCGGCUGUGGGAUGUACAAAGUGGGGAGUGUGUCCGCAUUUUUAUUGGUCAUAGGAGUAUGAUUUUGUCAUUGGCCAUGUCACCUGAUGGUCGAUAUAUGGCAUCCGGUGAUGAAGAUGGCACAAUCAUGAUGUGGGACCUCUCAAGUGGCCGCUGCAUAUCACCUUUGAUGGGACACAAUUCAUGCGUGUGGUCACUUGCCUUCAGUUGUGAAGGUUCUCUUCUCGCAUCUGGUUCAGCUGAUUGUACGGUAAAAUUAUGGGAUGUAACUACAAGCACAAAGGCUGCAAAGACAGAAGAAAACAAAAGCGGAAACACAAACAGGUUGAGAUUGUUAAAAACUUUGCCGACCAAGUCUACUCCAGUUUAUGCUUUGAGGUUUUCGCGUAGGAAUCUCCUUUUCGCUGCCGGAGCCCUCUCUAAACCGACCACCAUUAAAGCAUGA